AUGGAACAUAAAAUUAAUAUAUUUUUUAAUUUCACUUUCCUAAAGAUUCAUUUUUCUAACAAGAAUUUUCAACAAAUGCAUAAAAAAUAGCAUAAUUAAAAAAUAAUUAGAAAUUAUAAUAAUAUGAAGUAAGUUAUGAUAUAGUCAAAAGAAAAACAUAUAAAAUAAUAAAAUUUAAGAAAAUAUUAGAAAAUAAACGAAAUAAUCUUGUAGGUUCAGUUGACACAGUUAUACCAAUUAUUAAAGAUUUGUAAAUUAAUGAUGAAGAAUUAAUUGAUCAUCCUUAUGAAUAUUCUAUAUAGAAUCCUCUCUCUUCACAUUUAGUUAUUCAAACUCAAAGAAAAACAGAUGUCAGAAUUUUAAAUGAAGCACAAGAAUUCAAAAUUUAGUUAGGAAAUGAAGAAAAAGUAAAAAUAUAUAAUUAUAGUGAAUCAAAUAUUAUUGAUAUAGAAAAUAAAACAGUGUAAAUAUUAGGAAAUGUUUAUGAUCAUGAUUAAAUCAAUUAAGAUAAUAUUGUUUUCGAAGGUUCACAAGCAUCUUCAAUGGCUGGUUUAAGAAAAUCAGUUUAUUAUCGAAAAUAUACUCUUAUUAAUUAAUUAAAUAAUUUUACCACAUUUAUCCCUUUAUUAAACAAAUUAUUUGGAUUUUUUGCUUUUGCACUCAUAAAUUAAAUCAUAUUUAUAUCAAUAGUAAUUAUUUAUUUUAUUUUAGAAUAUGUCUUUCUCAAAAAAAGAUUUUUAUUCUCUCAAUUAUUACUAUGAAUCAAUCUAAAUUAAUCAUUAUUUUAUUGAGCCUAUGUAAAAGUUUUUUUUAACCCGUUAUAUGCUUUAAGAUUACUAAAUGCUGAACUUGAAUUAAGCAAUAAAUAGAGAUAAGUUUAAUUAUUACAUUUAAUUCAUUAAUCCUUUAUUGAUUGGAUCUUACGAUGAAUUCAAAUAGAACUUUUAAGAUCAUUUUCAAGAUGAAACAUUUUCAGAAUUUAUCAAAGAUGAAUAUGUUAUGAUAUAAUAGUAAACUUUUCAUUAUGCUCCUAUAAAAUUGAAUGAAUACAAUAUAACGCUAUAUAAUGCUUUUAGCAUUUUGCUUGACGCCUUUCAUAAGUAAAAAUAGAUUUACAUUGUACCUUAAACAACUAGAGGAACUAAUCCUCAUAAUACGUAUUAAUACAAGAACUAUAUCUUAUUUGUGACAAUUUUUGAUAAAAUAUCUGAUUUAAUAUAUUAGGAAUCUAUCGAGAAGAUUGAUUUGGUUCUUAAAAGAUGGAUAAUUGUAGUAAUUCCAAUAUCAGUAUCAGUGCUAAUCUCUAUAUUACUGCUUGGAUAUUAUUAUAACUAAUUUAAUCAUUAUUUAGAAAAAUUCUUUAAUCUUAACAUUCAUAUAGAUUAAAUAGAGCUUAACGCAGAUUAAGGAAGACAAUUAUUUAUUCUUUAAAGCUUAAAACAAGGAUCAGAAUUAAUACAUUUAUAUAAAUUCAAUUUAAUUGGAAAGGAAGAAAUAUUAGCUAAAACAAAAGUAAAAGAAAUCAAAAAGGAAUUGAAAAUUUUGAGUAUUGAACCAAAAGAAAUAAAAUAAUCUAUUAAAAUUUCUAAAUUCACCCUGAUUUUUUCUGUAUUCGUUUUGAUAAUACAAUAUUUAAUAAUUGCCGGACCUUUAACUUAUGCAGGAUAUUAAUAUAUGAGUAAAUUUUCUAAAUCUAUUCACUUUUUUAAAUCAAUUUCAGAUAUAGGAGUUUAUGUUCCUGCAUCAUUUUCUCAAAAAGAAAUAUUAUAUUUUUUUUCCUAUUUCACUUAUUAUACAAAUGAUGAUAGAGAAUUUUUUGUAGAAUAAAUAUAAAAAGCAGUCACAAAAAUUGAUACUUUCUUAUUAUAAGAUAUUGAAAGUUCAUAAUUAUAAUUUUCUGCAUAAUUUUUGGAUACUUAUUAGUAUUUAGAAGAAAAUAAUUUAUGUCCAUUACUUAAUAGUUCAAAGUAUUAUGAUUUUGAUUAUUUUUGUUCGAAUUCUUAGAAUGGAAUUUUGAAAUUGGGUUUAAGAGCAUCAUUAACAAAUUUUAAUAGCAUAUUAAAAAAUGAAUUAAGUAUAAAUUUCCCAAGUACUCGCAAAUAACCUCCAAAAGAAGAAUUAGAAGCAGUUUAUUUAUGUUCAGAUAUUAUUACUGAAAUUACUAAUAAAAUGGAAUAAGAUAUUAAAUCAUAAACUUAAAUUAUUGAGGAAUUAUAUAAUGUAUUUAUAAUUAUAUUAUUAAUAGAUAAUUACUGCUAUAAGUUUGACUUAUACAAUAGUAUUGAUAAUUACUAUUUAAUUUUCAGUUUAUAAAAAAUUUAGAUUGAAUCUUAAUAGAACAAAAAUGAUCUCAUUAAUUUUCCCAUUAGAAACAAUUUUCUUAAAUGAUCAUUUUGAAAGAGAAUUAAGAAGAAUGGUUACUAGUGAAAAAUUAAUUUGA
Molecule: messenger RNA, 2440 nt
Organism: Paramecium sonneborni
Lineage: Eukaryota; Ciliophora; Oligohymenophorea; Peniculida; Parameciidae
Source: the annotation of a GenBank genome assembly